AUGACUACGGUGGAGAAUCUAACGCACUGGCCCCCUGCAGACGGUGGACUUGUGGACGUGUUCUAUCCAGAACUUCCGCCCUGGGAUUCGCAGUAUGGUCAAAAUUUCAUGGCUGAGAACCUUUCUGACAGCCCUUCACUGAAAGACCCAUUCGAAGAUUUCUGGGGAGACCUUACGGAUUGUCCCUUUGACCAAGGCUCUCUAAUCACUAUUGGCAGUGCUCCUGCAUACAAUGGACACUUAUUGCCGUCGGAUGGAAACAGGCCUUCAAAGUAUAGCGGCCAUAUCUCUGGAAGCCUUGAAACAUAUAAAGGCCUAGCGAAUUGUCGCCAAAAUGGGCUGGGGUCACCAACAACUGAGCGAAGGAAAACUACCAAUCGAGAUUCAGAAACCUUUAACCCGUCGCUUAAGAACCCUCCCCAGAACCCUGGUUAUAUAUUAUCCGAGUCGCGAGAUCAGCACUCCAAUGCCGCAUUUGAAAGAGAGAGUUAUUCGAGUAGCGAAGACACGCGCCGAAAGAAAGCCCACUGUCUAGUUGAAAAGCGGUACCGGGAAAACCUCAACUCCAAAUAUCUACAAUUAGAAAAGGAUAUGCUGAAUAUCGGCCGCGAUCAAUACCGCUCAAAUGUGGAGAUGCCCCACAAAACAUCGAAACGAUCGAAAAGAGCGGAAAUUCUCGAGCUUGCUCAUCAAUCUAUCUCGAGUCUCCAGGAAGAAUUGAGUUCAUGUAAGAAAAAGCUACAAAUUUUAAGGGAGGCAACUAUUCCUUUUGAAACUUGCCAGUUCACGUUGCCUGAUGAUCUUAUUGAGCCUACGAAUUUCAUGUCUUCUAAAUCAGAGGCCAAAUACUAA
Messenger RNA from Penicillium maclennaniae, 852 nucleotides. RefSeq lists its product as uncharacterized. Gene Ontology annotation, molecular function: protein dimerization activity. The record is from RefSeq and is a predicted model, not a curated record. The coding region runs from base 1 to 852 and encodes 283 amino acids. NCBI's taxonomy places the organism in Eukaryota, Fungi, Ascomycota, Eurotiomycetes, Eurotiales, Aspergillaceae. The transcript is spliced from 2 exons.